AUGGCUGAAGUAGUCGGAACCACAAGUGCCGUAGUCGCCUUGGUAGCAACAGCUUUGCAAGGAAUCAUGGGAGCGAAGGAGAAGAUUGCCAGCAUCGAACGAGCUCCAGAGAUGACCACUCACAUCAAACAGGAGCUUCAAGAUAUCGAACGCCUGAUGGAGCGCCUCAACAUUUCGUUCCAAUCAAACGAAAUCGAAGUGGUCUCCGUCGCCGAAAACACCAAUGUGCAAUCCGCCCUCAGAGCCUGCAGCGCUUCGUCUCUGGCCUUGGACAACGAGAUCGGACUAUUCGGCAAAGAUAAGCUCCAGGUCUUCGUGGACGAGAUCAGGAUUUGCAAACAGACUGUCAAAUUGGCUUUGGCCGGCGCCAACUUUCUUGCAUCCAUAGAGCAAACCAAGCAGCUUCAGGCGAUCCUGAAGCAGGUUGAGGCCAAUGAUAAUGAUGUACACUCCGAAGCCAAGCCCCAGAAGUCGAGAGACUUGAUCAAGGGGUACGAGGAACUUCAAGCAUCCCUGUUUGCCCAGGUCAAUGAGAGACGAAGCAAUUUGACAGUGGGCAAGGUCAAGGUCUUGGAGUCGCAGGCCGUCAUCGGAAUCCACGGCGCGGACGGGACUGAUGGGGAGCUGGAUGUCCAGCUUGGCAACGUUGAAGGCCAAGGAUCCAACGUGCUGGUGGGAUACUCCAAGGGCAUUGACCUGAACGCUGCCUUUUUCAAAAAAAGACAACUACUUCGUGCUUCCAUGGUUCACAGAGUGAUGUCACUGCAAUGUGACAGAGGAACACUCAAGCGUCCACAGACAGGAGUGAAGAUCUAG
This is a messenger RNA of Colletotrichum lupini, 816 nucleotides long. RefSeq lists its product as uncharacterized. Lineage: Eukaryota; Fungi; Ascomycota; Sordariomycetes; Glomerellales; Glomerellaceae. The transcript is spliced from 3 exons. The record is from RefSeq and is a predicted model, not a curated record. The coding region runs from base 1 to 816 and encodes 271 amino acids.